AUGUCAUCCACAGGUGGAGUUCCUCCCAACAUCAGUGUCUCAGUACUCCAUGACUUACUUAGCUCCCCCUCCACCACCACUCCACCGCCAUCUUGCAGCAUAGACGAGUCCUACAAGUACAUCUUCCUCCCCAUCUGUUACUCUUUCACGUUCCUCUUCAGCAUCUCCCUGAACGCCAUCAUCCUCUACCGUUCCUUCCGCCAGACCAAACGCUGGAAUGCUUCACUGAUCUACAUGGUGAACCUAGCCUCUACAGACUUUAUGUAUGGCCUGUCACUGCCAUUCCUUGUGGCCAGUUACAUUAUGCAUGACCGCUGGGUCUUUGGGGACUUCAUGUGCCGCCUGGUCCGUUUUCUCUUCUACUUUAACCUCUACUGCUCCAUCUUCUUCCUCACCUGCAUCUCUGUCCACAGGUACCUCGGUAUCUGCCACCCAAUGAAAGUCAUCACACUUGAGACCAAGAAGGCUGUCAAGUGCACUUGUGUCCUGGUUUGGAUUGUAGUGUUUGCUUUGACCUGCCCUAUCUUCCGGUUUGCUCAGACUGGUCAUGUAACAAGAUUGGGAGGGCUUGGCGGCAAUGCAAACAGCAUUGACAACCCAAUCCAUGAGGUAUCAUCGAUAAAUGGUAAUGCCAGCUAUGGUAGCAUGGGAGGGGUCAUUACAGAGUACCAGAACUGUUGGGACGAUGCCAUAGAUAAGGAGUUUCCAAAUUACAUACCCUAUGGCAUCAUACUCCAUUUGCUGGGCUUUUUUGUGCCUUUUUCAAUAAUUGCUUGGUGUUACUCUCACGUUGUUCUGACCAUAUUUAGGACUCUGCAUUCUCAGCCCUCAUCCUGCAGAGUUCGAGGAGAGGGACGACAUGGAGGAACAGAGAGAAGAGAGAGAAAUAGCCCCAGAAUAGUUGCAAGAGGAAGCAAUGGACUGUCGAGGACACUGGAAAGAGAUGAAGGGAUAUCCAUUUUCCUCGGUGCCCAUUCGCCUUAUGCCAAUCGCAGACGUAAAUCUAUCAAGACCAUCAUCACCAUCACCCUUCUCUUUGUGCUGUGUUUCUUCCCCUUUCAUGUUACUAGAACCAUCUUCCUCCUGCUGAAAGUGACCAAGGGAGUCCCAUGUCACACUAUGACCAUGGUCUCCAUGUGCUAUAAGAUCACAAGGCCUUUGGCGUCUUUCAACGCAUGGCUCAACGCCCUCCUUUACUUCUUGACUAAAGACAAGGGGGGAGCUCACUGCUGCCAGGCGGUAAGCACCACCACCCAACAACAUGGUGGGCUUCUAUUGCCUCUGAGGAUGAUGGGAAAAGGAGAGGAUGCAGAGGAGGGAAGGCUGGGAGACAGAAAUGACAAUAAGGAGACUAAAUCAUUUCACAACAGUCCGUCGUACAUGAACAGAGCAAAAAUCAGAUAUAUAGUUGAAUGA
This is a messenger RNA of Perca flavescens (yellow perch), 1416 nucleotides long. Its product is annotated as P2Y purinoceptor 3. Gene Ontology annotation, molecular function: G protein-coupled receptor activity; oxysterol binding. NCBI's taxonomy places the organism in Eukaryota, Metazoa, Chordata, Actinopteri, Perciformes, Percidae. The record is from RefSeq and is a predicted model, not a curated record. Gene Ontology annotation, biological process: G protein-coupled receptor signaling pathway. The coding region runs from base 1 to 1416 and encodes 471 amino acids. The transcript has a single exon. Gene Ontology annotation, cellular component: membrane.